AUGGCGUGUCUUGGCGUUGGUCAAUUGGAUAAUGCUUUGAAAUACACCGAACUUAUUUUGAAAGGUAAUUCCUCAGCUGUUAAUGAAGCUGAUUGUCAAUAUCGUUUAGGAUUAAUUUAUUUACACAAAGACGAUUACGAAACUGCUCUUAAGUUUUUUGAGAAGGGACUGAAACUUUUCGUAGAAGAUAAAGAUCAUUUAGAAACCUUAUCAGUUCUACAUUAUGGAAUGGGUAAGGUUUACCUAUCGACAAAUGAUUAUCUGUUAUCAGCAAAACACUUCCAAUUGGCACUGGAGAUAAUGAAUUUAUUAAAUGAAGAUGACUUUGAUCCUGAUAUAGGUGUCGUAUACUGUUCAGUAGCUUCACUCUAUUCAGACAUUAAAGAGUAUGAUAAAGUUCUACAUUAUUGCUUUAAAGCUAUAGAAAUCUACAAAAAGUAUUUACCGAUUAACCACUCACACUAUACCUAUCCAUUCCAUCUGUUAUCAGGAGUUUACUACGAACGAGGAAACUUAGAUUUAUGUAUUGAAUACUCUAAAAAACGUCUGCAACUGGAAGAGAAACCAUGGAAAGAUGAUGGAACAGCAUUUGACAUUAAUAUGUGGCUUGGCAAAUGUUACUCGGAUAAAGAAGAUCUUACGAAUUCAUUGAAAUAUUUUAAGAAAGCAGCCGAAAUCUGUGAAAAACGUAUGACUCCAUUAUUAGGGAAGAUAAGUGUCGGGCAGAUUCAUAGCGUAAUUGGAAAUUUGUAUAUACUGACAACGCAAUACGAUUUAGCUAUAAAACAUUUAAACAAAUCACUUGCUAUAAGGAGAGCAAAUCCCGAGGAAGUACUUGAAACUAGAGAGAUAGAUACACUCGAUAGACUUGCUGAAUGUUAUCAACGAAUAGAUAAUUAUGAAGAAAGUUACAAAGUUUCGAGCGAGGCAUUAGCUCUCGAAGAUGAUAAUUCUCACGUGGGAAGCAGAGUAGCGAAAAUAGUACGUGUACUUACAACAAUCGGUGCAGAAUACGCUGCUACCGACACUCUUGACUUGGCUAUCAAAUGGUUGGAACGUAUAUUUGAUGUGGAUAAUCAAUAUCCAACAUUGACUACGAAAGAAGAUUUAGCUAGCACACAUGAGCAAGUGAGUGGUAUGUAUGCGGAGAAGCACGACUUUACUAGGGCAAUAGAACAUCUCAGUAAGCAGUUGGAUCUAUUAGUUCAAUCCAAUAAAGCCAGCAGAGAACAGAGAUCAGAGAUUCACCAGUCACUGGCUUGCCUGCAUGAGCAAAAAAAUGAUUUUUCGUCGGCCAUAGAUCACUAUAAGGUUGUAUUGACAUUGCAAAAUCAAAGCUUGGCCGCUGACUGCUCCGAUUCUCCAGAGUCCAGCAACUCCAAUAGAAAACGGCUUCUGUGUGAUCUAACACAGACUCAUCAUUCAAUUGCUGGCUGUCAUGAAAAACUGUUCGAUUACACAACCGCUUUAACUCAUUACCAAACGGUUUUAGAUUUAAAAGUAGCUAAGCGGUCUUUGCUUAAUGAUGCAUACAUUAGCCUUGCAACAAUAUACGAAAGUAGUGGUCCAGAACAAAAUUAUCGACUAGCUAUAAAACAUUAUAAAAAGUUAGUGGUAAUGAAAUCAAAGAACUAUGCAGAAAAUAAGUCAAUCAUCGCCGAUUGCUACACUAGUAUUGCUUGGAAUUACUGUCAUCUAAAAGAUACUCAAUUGGGCUUUGAUUAUUGUGACAAAGCAUUAAAAAUUUAUAAGGAAUGUUUGGAAAGCGAGGGUCAUUCUAGCUAUGCGCCCUUCUACGCCACAUUCGCAUGUCUCCAUUAUCAAAUGAACAAUUAUGAAAUGGCAUGGAUCUAUUGUGAUAAAUCUAUAGCUGUAUUAAAAGAUAGUUUUCCGAUCGAAAAGUACCAAUAUUCAUUCUAUGCUUGGAUUUAUGAAGUUUACGGCUUGAUCUACCUUUGUUUCAACGAUAAACACUUAGCAACUCUGUCCUUUAAAGAAUCCUUGAACUUAUUUCAACAACAACAACCUUAUCCUAAGAAGGAGAUCAAACGUCUCAGGCAGAGAAUUUAUGAACUUCGAUUGCAUUUACACAUGGAAGACGAAAUACAUGAACCUGUGAGGAAAAAGCUGAAAGUUAAGUGA
This is a messenger RNA of Didymodactylos carnosus, 2142 nucleotides long. Lineage: Eukaryota; Metazoa; Rotifera; Eurotatoria; Philodinida; Philodinidae. The record is from the annotation of a GenBank genome assembly.